AUGUGUGGUACCCGUCGCAAAGGUUACUAUGAUUUUUUACACGAUUAUUGUAUGAAGGAAAUAUCUACAGUAAUCGAUCAGCGACGCGCAAAUCGGCAGCGCGCUACUACUACUACUAACGUGCAAACAGCCAAUGAAGAUGAUGACAAUAAGGAAGAGCCAUCAAGUGAUGAGGACUCGAAUGCAGAUGCAGAUACCGACGAAGACUUCGUGCUUAGUGACGAUAAAGAGUCGACGAAACUGCUUCGAGAAGCUCUCAAUCAUCUAUUGGACUUAUGUGGCAACAAGAAUCGAACGUGGGUGACCCAUAACUAUCGAGAGCUGACCGAACAAACUCGUCUCAGGUAUUUAUCUCGCGCUCGUUCAAUCGUCAAGAGCGUGAUACGCGUCAUGGCCCCGAACGAUGUUGAUCAAUUGGAACAUGACUUAUUUGAGCAUCACGGUGAUAAGCACGUGGUCAAACUCGAUGGUAAUUUUCUUUCGGUUAUGGAAGGUGUGUCCGAGGCCUACAAGAACACUGAAUCGUGGACGACUCGUCGUGAAAUUCUAUCGAUCGUCGCACCGCAAAUCAAUUUCAAACUAAUCCAAUCGUUUUUGCCCGGUCUCACUAUUGACCGCUUCACGGCCGCUCGCAAACACGCAGCCGAGUUCGGUCAUGGUGUCCCCAUCGAUCAGUCACCCACCGUGGUCCAACGCUUUGACUACGAUCAGGUCGAGCAUUUUAUCGAAUUCAUCACGUCCGAGCACGUCUGCACAGAUCUCCCAUUUGGCGAACGGUGUCUCAAACAAUCGAAUGGAAACGAACUAUUCGUACCCAACACUAUCCGAAACAUGAUUCCGACGCGCAUUAUCGAGCAAUAUUACAUUUUUUGUCAAGAAAACUCGCUCGGCUUCCAUCCAUUAGGACGGAGCAGCCUAUACUCGCUACUCGAUGUGUGUAAAUCAUCGACGCGUAAAUCUCUACAAGGGAUUAACUAUUUUGCUGCUGAUGCGGGAGAAGCAUUUGACUCAAUGGAAAAACUUAUUGAGGAACUCCAUCUCGACAUGAGGAAACAUCGCCGUCUACUAGAGAAUCUUAAGCGAGGCCGACAAUAUUUGAAAUCCGACUACAAGGUACAUGUCGCCAAAUCAUCUACGGUAGGCGAUCAUUGUGCCACAUUUGCGUUGUGUGACAAGUCGGACAAAAACUUUCAACAGAUGUGUGAUCACGAACAUACUGACACAUGUGAUGAGUGUCUCAAUCUUCGGGUCACUUUCGAAGAGAUCAAACAUGCCAUCGACAACUCCACCAAUGACAAGCAAGUAUCGACUCGACUGCUUGCCAAGUUCAUGUCAUACCAAGAGGCGAUCGAAGCCUGGAAGUGCCAUUUACUUCGUGCAAUCAACCAAGAUCUCUGUCGACAAGAAAUACUCGGUACAUUAAAUAACAACUCUGUGAAUAUUUAUAUGGACUGGGCCAUGAAGUGGCUGCCCGAAAAGUAUCGAGAAGGUCAAACUUACUUCUUUGGCAAGCGCGGCAUCAGCUGA
Molecule: messenger RNA, 1527 nt
Organism: Didymodactylos carnosus
Lineage: Eukaryota; Metazoa; Rotifera; Eurotatoria; Philodinida; Philodinidae
Source: the annotation of a GenBank genome assembly